Penicillium coprophilum is the source of this 1071-nucleotide messenger RNA. RefSeq names its product Tetrapyrrole biosynthesis hydroxymethylbilane synthase. Gene Ontology annotation, molecular function: hydroxymethylbilane synthase activity. The record is from RefSeq and is a predicted model, not a curated record. Gene Ontology annotation, biological process: heme biosynthetic process. Lineage: Eukaryota; Fungi; Ascomycota; Eurotiomycetes; Eurotiales; Aspergillaceae. The coding region runs from base 1 to 1071 and encodes 356 amino acids. The transcript is spliced from 2 exons. Gene Ontology annotation, cellular component: cytoplasm.
AUGACCAGUAACAUGAGCAGCUUUGAGCCGCCUGCGAUAGAAGAUGUCUCAUCAUCCUCUGGAACCGUCGUGAUCGGGUCCCGUAGAUCGGAUCUUGCACUCACUCAAUGUCGGUGGAUCAUAUCCAUGCUCAACCAAACUCUCGAUACUCCCACCAACUUCGAGAUCGCCACAGGCAGUGUUGUUGGUGAUGCAGAUAAGCAGACUCCUUUUGCUCUCCUCUCUAAGCAGACCGGUGGAUCAGAUAUUGGAAAAAGCUUGUGGACCAAUGGUCUUGAAUCAAGCCUAGUGGCUGGCAAGGUUCAAUUUCUUGUCCACUGUCUAAAGGAUAUGCCCACAACGCUGCCGCCGAAAUGUCUUCUUGGGGCAAUCCCCGAGCGUGAGGACUGUUCUGAUGCCGUCAUCAUGAGAUCUGACUCUGAUUUCACCUCUAUCGACCAAUUGCCACCUGGCUCUGUAGUCGGAUCCAGUUCUUCAAGGAGAAGAGCCCUAGUUCGGCGAAAUUGGCCUCAUUUAGAGGUUGAAGAAUGUCGGGGGAAUAUAGAUACUCGUCUUGCCAAGCUUGACGCACCUUCCUCGCCGUUUUCAUGUAUUCUCUUGGCGACUGCAGGACUGUCACGUCUAGGACUUGAACAUCGAAUCACGCAACGACUUGAUCCCAAGGUGUUCCCUUAUGCGGUUGGACAGGGCGCACUCGGUGUCGAACUUAGCACAGACCGUCCAGAUAUUCUACAGCUCGUUCAACAUGUCGACCAUAAGCCAUCCAGAUGGCGUGGUAUGGCAGAGAGGGCGAUGCUUCGAACUCUUCAAGGAGGAUGCUCCACUCCAAUUGGCGUUCGCUCCUCUUUUGAGCCUGUGGAAGAAAAGGCAUCUGCAGACAAAGAACAACGGGGCGAUAGCGGCACCCUUCGCCUUCAAGCCACAGUCAUCGAUAUUGAAGGAAAAUCCGAUAUAUAUGCUGAGGAUGUGAGAACUGUCGCGAGCGACGACGAAGCAGAGCAGCUUGGCGUCUCGGUCGCGAAUAUGCUUAUUGAAAAGGGGGCACGAGAUCUAUUGCCAAAACAAUCGUGA